AUGCUGAUUUUCUUUAAAAAGGGCUCCCUCUUCUUUAAUUGGUCCGUGUGCUCGUCUUCAUCCAAUCAGGGUCGUGGAUUUUGGGGGUAAGUAUCUUCCCCAGCUGAUAUCUGUUCAGUCUAUCAGCAUUCCGGAAGUGAUGCGAUAUCGUCACUCCGUUCUGAAACCCCUUUAUAUCAUUCAUCAAUCGAAAACAGGAAGAUUUGUUUUGUAAACAAUUUUUUAAAGCUUCUUCUUCCAUCUUUAAUUGGGGAUAAAUCACUCGAGUUAAGGGAAAGCAGUGAUGUAGAUCGGUAACUGCACUAUAUGUGUGCUCUAGGCUGUUCUGAGAGGAAAUACCGAUAUCGGUAUCUCUCAUUCAGCAGAUUGCCAGUGUAUGAAUGGUAUAGAAUAGAUAACAAAUCAUAAAUAUAUAUUGGUAUUCCCUCUCAGAUACCGAUAUCGGUAUUCCCUCUCAGAAUACCAAUAUCGGUAUUCCCUCUCAGAAUACAGAUAUCGGUAUUCCCUCUCAGAAUACAGAUAUCGGUAUUCCCUCUCAGAACACCGAUAUCGGUAUUCCCUCUCAGAACACCGAUAUCGGUAUUCCCUCUCAGAAUACCGAUAUCGGUAUUCCCUCUCAGAAUACAGAUAUCGGUAUUCCCUCUCAGAAUAG
This is a messenger RNA of Pelobates cultripes (western spadefoot toad), 652 nucleotides long. The record is from the annotation of a GenBank genome assembly. Lineage: Eukaryota; Metazoa; Chordata; Amphibia; Anura; Pelobatidae.